Messenger RNA from Arabidopsis thaliana (thale cress), 840 nucleotides. RefSeq names its product F-box/LRR protein. Gene Ontology annotation, biological process: establishment of protein localization to membrane. The record is from RefSeq and is marked reviewed. Gene Ontology annotation, molecular function: membrane insertase activity. NCBI's taxonomy places the organism in Eukaryota, Viridiplantae, Streptophyta, Magnoliopsida, Brassicales, Brassicaceae. Gene Ontology annotation, cellular component: membrane. The transcript is spliced from 3 exons. Bases 238 to 633 code for a protein of 131 amino acids.
CGAUUUCGUUUGCUCACUAAAAACCCUAACUUUCACUUUUUCCCACUCUGCUCUCUGUUCUUCCGUCGCCGUGUAGAAAUUUCGAUCAGGGACUUGAGACGCACUUUGUCUCUCAGAUCCUUAUUCAAUGCUCGCUGCUACCAACCAUCUUGUAGCGGUAUCAUUCAACGUGAUGAUGUCCAUGAAGAGAAGCCACAUUACGGCUCUUUUCUUCAUCAGAGAUCCUUCAGCAGUUCGAUGAUUCUCUCUCAGCAGCAUAUGAUGAGAAGCCCUUCACAUUUCCCACUAUGCUCUCCUUUUGGUGUCUCUACCUAUCGGCCUAUGUCGACUUCACAUAUUUCAGGCUCAGAUGAGAGUGGCGAUGUGAAUCAUGUUGCUGAAACUCUUACUGAUUUAGUGCAGCAAGAUACAGUCAUCGAAGUUGCCGAUGCUGCUAUCGAUUCCUCCAUCCAAUUAGAUUUUGUUCAGCAGAUAGUUCAUAAUGUGCAUUCACUCACAGGCUUAAACUGGUGGGCUUCCAUUGUUUUUACCACCUUUCUAAUUCGAGGAGUGACAAUCCCUCUCAUGAUUGAAUGCGAAAGAUGGUUUUCAAAGAGGAUGGUAAUAAAACAAUGUUCUUUCGUAAACACAUGAGUUUUGUGUCUCAACCAACCAAAACACCGUUCUUGUUUGUGAUUGGCAUUACUUUCUAUUUAUACUGUUCACUGUUUGAAACACCAUCAUCAAUCGGAAUCAUAAUGGGAGAACUAGAAUCAACAAGCUUAAUCCUUCCAUGUUAUGAUCUCUAUUCAUUCAUCAUAUCCUAAAUACAUUGUACAUUUCCCCUAAAAUCUCUUUCUU